GGUGCAUGAGACGAGUUACAUCUCCACGGCCAUAAUGUCGGAAUCUGCAAGGAAGAAGCAGCGCGUGAGCCCACGGAUCUCGGGCGAUGCCACGGACCAUUCGUCGACGCUGUACAAUGAUCUCCACCGCCUCGCAAGCAUUGCGCCCAAGCCCGUCACUCCUUUCCGCCGUGCAGCCAGCGCCGGCAUCACGCCUCGAAGCGCAACAAUCCGAACCCCUGGCACAGCCCGAACACCCCGCGGCGGACCAGCUACGCGGCCUCUCCCCGCACGCAGAGCAGCUCCCACCACACCACAUGCCAUUCGAGCCCUGAGGGAACGUGCAAAUGCGGCGCGGACACCAGGCCACGUGCGCCGGCGAAGCGGAAGAGUCCAACGAGAAACGCCCCGUGACCUCCUACGCAACCUGAGCAGAGUGCUCGCCCGCAACACGCAGCCCAUCGAGCCCACGCCCAAAGCACAGCAGCGAAAUAGACACUCCGCGCUCGACCUCCCCGAUAUUGAAGAUGACGAGCCCACCGCCCCGCGCCUCUCGAUGCCGCUGGACGAUAUGUACGACGACGACAGCUUCAACGAGGAGCCGCCGCGCCCGUCGCUACUAGCGCCCUUGCCGGACUACGACUACGACAACGGCACCGUGCAGUCAGUUGAGUUUGGGCGGCGAGCGCGUAGCGAGGAUCCCCGUCUCGACCGCUUGUUUGGGCGCCGGAUCAGCGAGCAGUUUGGCGAUUUGCACGACUUGACGAUUAAUGGGGAGGAGUACGAGCUCGAUGGGAACUUCAUCAACAGGCGGGGGACGUUGUUGCCGAAUGAGCUUCUAGAGCAAGUGGAAGAGGAGUUCGAAGAGGGGAAUACAGAGGCGGAGAUUCGGGCGUUGACAGGUAGGGCGAGGGCAAGUGAUACGGGGGAUUUGGGCGUGUUUGGGGAGGUGGAGGGCGAGGAGGAGGAGCCGACGUUCAGAUUUGAGAUUAGGCCGCGUAUCGAAAAGCCGGGAGAGGAUGAGGAAAGUGGCGAAGAAGAAGAACACGGGGACGGCGAAGUCGAUGAUAAUACCCCGGGGGAGUUAGAAGAGACCAUGCUCGAAGACGACGACGAGCAACCCGCUCUUAAUCUAGUUUACGACAAUGACGACACCGCACCCGUCCUCGCCUCCGACAACGAAAAUGGUCCCCUCGAAAUCGCAGGCUGGGAGUCUGAGCCUGAGAACUUGGAUGACGAAGACCUGGCCGCGUACCGCGGCGAAGUAUCUGCCAUAGACCGCAGUCUACAGACGCCCGCGCCUGAGACUCCGGCCAAGAGGCGCGCAGGCCGGCAGCGUAGAGCACUGAACAUCUCGCGCUUUGGGCAUGAGUAUCCUUCGUUUCCGGCUGCUACUGUCAAGAUGCUAGCGAAUGGUUUUGUCAAGGGACAGGGCAGCAAGAGCAAGAUUAGCAAAGACACGCUGGAGGCGCUGGUGCAGACGAGUGAUUUCUUCUUCGAGCAGGUCGGCGAGGAUCUCGCUGCGUAUGCAGGGCAUGCGGGGCGGAAGAUGAUUGAGGAAAGCGAUGUUAUUGCAUUGCUCAAGAGGACGCGCCAGGUUACAGAUAGUAGUACAUAUUUCUUCCUCGCGCAGAAGCUGCUGCCCAGGGAGCUGCUCCAGCAGCUGCGCAUGCAGCCGCUGCCGAAGCUGAAGCGGCAAAAAAGGAAACGGAUGGAGGCUAUCCCCGAAGAGGAUGGGGAUGAUGAGUGAUGGGAACGGAAGAAUCAGUUUAAUGAGGUUAUGACCAGUCGACGCUAUGGCGCACGCGCUUAGCUUGCCCGGAGAUGGGCUUCUUGACGAC
Paraphaeosphaeria sporulosa is the source of this 1820-nucleotide messenger RNA. RefSeq lists its product as uncharacterized. The coding region runs from base 35 to 1729 and encodes 564 amino acids. The transcript is spliced from 3 exons. Gene Ontology annotation, molecular function: protein heterodimerization activity; chromatin binding. Gene Ontology annotation, cellular component: Fanconi anaemia nuclear complex; FANCM-MHF complex. The record is from RefSeq and is a predicted model, not a curated record. NCBI's taxonomy places the organism in Eukaryota, Fungi, Ascomycota, Dothideomycetes, Pleosporales, Didymosphaeriaceae. Gene Ontology annotation, biological process: resolution of meiotic recombination intermediates; replication fork processing.